AUGUCAAGCAGGAGCCCAACCGGCCGUGGUCGUGCCGCGUGGAAGGAUCCGGACAGCCAUGCUACCCUUCUCGCUGAUUUUGGCACCGCGGCUGUCGUCAUGGCUGAGGACAAGUCGUUGGUCUGGGAUCUCAUGGAGUACAUGCACUCUAAAUGGCACAGAUUCGGCCAUGACGAAGAGUACCGGAGUUUCUACGGCGCAACUUUGCUCUGGGCGGCACUGCCGGUGGCCGUUGCAUUUCCUCCGGCCAACAACAACGGCAAGUUGGGCCUCGUGGAUCUAGUGUUGGCAACAUCCAAGUCCGAGGUGACGGGCUCCUCCGGUCCUCACUUCCGGAAGGCGGAGCUCAAGCCGGAUUCGGGGCCGGGUGAAGUGGAUGCCAAGCAAGUUCUCCCCGCCGCGCUUCCUAUCGUGCUUCAAGCGGAGUGA
Messenger RNA from Diaporthe amygdali, 429 nucleotides. RefSeq lists its product as uncharacterized. The coding region runs from base 1 to 429 and encodes 142 amino acids. Lineage: Eukaryota; Fungi; Ascomycota; Sordariomycetes; Diaporthales; Diaporthaceae. The transcript has 4 exons. The record is from RefSeq and is a predicted model, not a curated record.